GGGUACUGUGUUUUCGCUUAUUCGUCGUUUCAGUCUCGCGGUGUUCGCCACUAGAUAAACAGAAGGUCAGAUUGAUUGGAAAUUUGAUACAUUUUCCGUUAAUUUGAUUCGAGCUUUCACGAUAAAAUAAUAAUCUGUGCGUGUUGGACAUACCCAAAAAAGUGAGAAAGAAAACUGUCGUUCAGUGAAACGGAAACUCGAAUUACUCAGACUUGUUUCGCAGUGUUGUGAAGCGUUUCACAAAAAGAGGCUGCCAAAUGUUGGAGGAAAGCAUUUGUUUAUAAAUAGAUCGGAAAAACCUGACGAAUCCUUUGGAGUAAAACUGUUUGGUUUUCGCGAAAUUGGCUGUGCUGUUAGUGUCCAAUCUGUCGCGAGUGUCAAUUCUGUGCAAACGUGUUAAGGCUGUGAAAAUCUGAGUUAGUAUCACUUUCAUCAUAUGGAUGUAUAGAGGAAGUGUUGAUAAGGCAUCCAAGCUUCAUGUGCUAAUUGAAUUGUCACUUUUAUUCUUGCGGGGUGUGUGAAUCAGAAGAGUAAUCAAAAAUUGCAGUACUGUACAGUCGUGCAAAGGCCAGUGCACAACAACGAUAAUAUAUUAACGCGUGAGGAAGGUCAUUUCGCGCUGCGUUUCUUCGUUCGGUCGUCGUAGCCGCCGCCGUCGCGUUGUGAAAUACGAGUUUGUCGUCCAAAAAGUAGUGAACCUUCACGUUACCAUAUUGGGAAGCAAAAUAAUCACCCCCUCGAAAUGUCGUUUCACAACGAGAAUUACAAUUACCCGCGAAACUGGAAUGCAAAUGGUUUCGGUUGGGUGAAUCCUGCGGCCCUAAGUCAGCCCCAGGUUCCGUAUCCCCAGAUGCCAACACCGGGUUCUUCCGGGUACUCUAGUUUGAAUCCUUCCAUAUCUGGCCAAGCUCUGUCCUAUGGCUUUGUACAACCAAGUCCGGGUGGUUAUCCACCCGCUCCUGCUCCCAGCUUGCCAUAUCCCACCAUGGGCUUCUCCGGAGGUUACGGACGAAUGCCAAUGCCGAAUGCUGGCUAUGAUGCACCACAAAUGCCUCCAAUGCCUAUACCAAUGCCGGGAGCUUCGAACGGAUCCAGUUCUACAGAGGACGCUGCACAAUCACAGGAAAUCCUCUUCCAAGCCGUUUCUAUUCCGAUCGCAGAGGGGAUGUUUUCCAGUCUUGGCGAAAAGGGCAGCGGCUUCCGAACCCGUACAGACGUCCAGGACUACUAUGUUCUACGCAGCCAGUGUCUCGAAAAUGGAUCCCUCUUCGAGGAUCCGGAAUUCCUAGCGACAUCCUCCUCGCUGAUGUACUCUCGCCGUCCAGAUCGACACUAUGAGUGGCUCCGUCCGCACGAGAUCAGCGACAGUCCGGAGUUCUUCGUGGAAGGUUUCUCCCGCUUCGAUGUGCAGCAAGGUGAACUGGGCGAUUGCUGGCUGUUGGCUGCCUGUGCCAAUCUGGCUCAGGAUCAGAAACUGUUCCUGCGAGUAGUACCGGAGGAUAACAGCUUCGAAGAAGAUUACGCUGGUAUCUUUCAUUUCCGCUUCUGGCAGUACGGACGAUGGGUCGAUGUGGUAAUCGAUGACCGAUUGCCGACUUACCGUGGCGAGCUGAUCUAUAUGAGAUCGUGGGAGAAGAAUGAAUUCUGGAGUGCCUUGCUGGAGAAAGCGUAUGCGAAGCUGCACGGGUCGUAUGAAGCAUUGAAGGGUGGCACCACCUGUGAAGCAAUGGAGGACUUCACUGGAGGUGUUACAGAAAUGUAUGAUCUGAAGGAUCAGACGCCACCGAAUCUCUUCCAGAUUAUGGAGAAGGGAUUCAAUCGCAACUCGAUGUUUGCCUGUAGUAUUGAGCCUGAUCCUAACGUAACGGAAGCCGAAACUCCAGAAGGCUUGAUUCGAGGUCAUGCCUAUUCUAUAACCAAGAUCCAGCUGGUUGAUAUUGUAACUCCAUCUACCUCUGGUAAAAUCCCGCUUAUCCGUCUCCGUAACCCGUGGGGAAAUGAAGCCGAAUGGAACGGCGCUUGGAGUGAUCAAUCUCCGGAAUGGCGGUUCAUUCCGGACGAACAAAAGGAAGAGCUUGGCCUUAGUUUCGAUGUAGAUGGAGAAUUUUGGAUGUCGUACCGAGAUUUUAUUCGAUACUACGACCGUAUUGAGAUCUGUAAUUUGAGUCCCGAUUCGCUUAGCGAGGAACAAGCAAACCGGGGUAAACGGCGGUGGGAAAUGUCCACGUUUGAAGGCGAAUGGGCCAUGGGAAGUACUGCUGGAGGAUGUCGUAACUACUUGCAAACCUUCUGGCACAAUCCCCAGUAUGUCGUUCAUCUGGAAGACCCGGAUGAGGAUGAUGAUGAAGGCAAGUGUACAGUUAUUAUCGCCUUGAUGCAAAAGAAUCGACGGUCACGACGAAACAUGGGCGUGGAUUGUCUAACGAUUGGUUUCGCGGUGUACCGUGUUACCGAGCGGGAUUUGGCCCAAAAACCGCUGAAAAUGAAUUUCUUUAAGUACAACGCGUCAGUGGCACGUUCGCCGGCCUUUAUCAAUUUGCGUGAGGUCAGCUGUCGCUUUAAGCUGCCACCGGGGUAUUAUCUGAUUGUGCCGUCAACCUUCGAGCCUAACGAGGAGGGAGAAUUUUUGAUUCGUGUGUUCUCUGAAAACAAAAACUCAAUGGAGGAAAACGACGAAGAGGUCGGCGUUGGCGACAUCGACGAUAGGGCCAACCACGGUCGUGAUGCUUAUGGAUACAUCGCACCAGAAGUUCCGGUCCCGUCGCAACCGUCUCCCCAGCGCCAGGCCAUGGAACGUCUCUUCCUGGAGGUGGCCGGUGCUGACGGGGAGGUCGACUGGAUGGAACUGAAGCGCAUCCUGGACCACUCAUUCCGUGAUGAUCUGCCCAAAUCUUCGUCGGUGAACGGACUAAACAAAACGCACGCCAGCCAACAGAAUGCGGCCAACUACGACGGGGGCGGUCAAGACGCGGGUGGUGGCCUUCUGGCCCAGCUAUGUGGACUCCUGUGCAAGGAUACACCCCUAGCGGAAGCGUUCGGGGCAACGAACGGGCCGGCCGAUACCAACGGAAACAUUCAGAGUGAAAUUAUUCCCAUCCAACACGUGGAUCAAGUCGGAACUGGUUUCUCUAAGGACGUCUGCCGUUCGAUGGUUGCCAUGCUGGACGUGGAUCAGUCCGGAAAGCUUGGUUUCGAGGAAUUCCAAAUGUUGCUGACGGACAUCGCCAACUGGAAGGCGGUGUUCAAACUAUACGACGAGGGCCGAACCGGGCGGUUAGGUUCGUUCGAACUCCGGCAAGCCCUCAACUCGGCCGGCUAUCAUCUGAACAAUCGAAUCCUCAACGGACUGGUGCAUCGGUACGGAUCCCGGGACGGCUCGAUAGCGUUCGAUGAUUUCAUCAUGUGUGCCGUGAAAAUUAAAACCAUGAUCGAAACCUUCAAAGAACGAGACACCGAAGGCACCAACAUGGCCACGUUCAGUAUGGACGAAUGGGUCGAGAAAACGUUAUACUCGUAACGUGUUGAAGCGCCGCCAACAAUGUUCCAUCCUUUUUUCAUGUUGUUGUAAUAAAAUGUAUGAAAAUUGAGCUGACUCCAUGCUGAACGAAAAAUCACAAAUACAGAAUCAUUUCCUUCCCUCCGCCUGUUACAGAAAAAACCCUUGAUAAUGUGAACAAACCGUCUAAUUUUCUCGAUGUUGAUUUGUAUUAUUAUUUCAUUUUUACCAGUUGCUAUAAGCGUCAGUGUAUUUUUAAAUGUUAUUUAAUCUCUGCUAGUGUAAAUAAGUUUUAUCCCGCAACUGUCUCGGAUUAGUUAUAAAACUUUAUAAAUUAAUAUACGCUAUUGACUCUUAUGAAUUACAUGUUCAAAAACGUUGAAGUGCUUUGAAUGAAAAAAAUCCGCUAAUCGCGGUAACCAGAUGUACUACAAACUCGUGAAUAGGUGCGAGACACUCUAAAUUGUAUUUUUGAUCGAUAGAUAAUAAAUUCGUGUUCGUGUCGGAAAA
This is a messenger RNA of Wyeomyia smithii (pitcher-plant mosquito), 4006 nucleotides long. RefSeq names its product calpain-A-like. The coding region runs from base 743 to 3517 and encodes 924 amino acids. NCBI's taxonomy places the organism in Eukaryota, Metazoa, Arthropoda, Insecta, Diptera, Culicidae. The record is from RefSeq and is a predicted model, not a curated record. Gene Ontology annotation, biological process: proteolysis. Gene Ontology annotation, molecular function: calcium ion binding; calcium-dependent cysteine-type endopeptidase activity. The transcript has 8 exons. Gene Ontology annotation, cellular component: cytoplasm.